Messenger RNA from Magallana angulata, 2149 nucleotides. RefSeq names its product transcription elongation factor A protein 1-like. Gene Ontology annotation, biological process: DNA-templated transcription; transcription elongation by RNA polymerase II. Gene Ontology annotation, cellular component: nucleus. Bases 140 to 1054 code for a protein of 304 amino acids. Lineage: Eukaryota; Metazoa; Mollusca; Bivalvia; Ostreida; Ostreidae. Gene Ontology annotation, molecular function: nucleic acid binding; zinc ion binding. The record is from RefSeq and is a predicted model, not a curated record. The transcript has 9 exons.
GGUGUUCUCUUUGCGCCAUUUAUGCUCGCUGAAACAAACAAGUUUUUUACAGGAACCAAAACCACAAUUAUUUAUUAGAAUUAGACAUACUACAAGAUACAAACAUAUUCAAUAAAGUACAUUGACAUUAAAGAACACAAUGAGCUGCGAAGACGAAGUUAUGAAGAUCGGAAAGAAGUUGGAAAAGAUGAUUUUAAACAACAGUGCCGACCAUGGAGGAGCCGAUGAUUUACUGAAUAAAUUGAAGGAUAUGCCAAUGACUCUUACAGUUCUGCAGAAAACUAGAAUAGGAAUGACAGUCAACAACUUCAGAAAGGCUGCAUCUAAAGAUGAGUUGGUAGUGCUCUCAAAGACACUGAUCAAGAGUUGGAAAAAACUUCUCUCCAGUGACUCAACGCCAUCAAAAUCAGACAAGAAGGAGAAAGAAAAGUCCUCUAACUCUCCAGAACAGACGGACAGUCCUUCAGAAAUGAUGGACGUCAAAGAUAGCCAGGGUAGUGAGCCAGGGAAAACCUUAAUGAGACAAGACUCUGAGGCGUCCAUUACCAAUGACCCUGUCAGAAUCAAGUGUCGAGAGCUUCUUGCUACCUCACUUGUACUUGAUGAGGAAGUUAAAGUCCGCAUUCCCAAUGCUCAGUGUCCUAAAGAACUUGCAGCGAAGAUUGAAGAUUCCAUACAUUUGGAGUUUAAAAACACAGAUCAGAAAUACAAAGCUAGAAUAAGAAGCAGAGUGGCCAAUCUGAAAGACAAAAAAAAUCCCAAAUUGAAAGAAGGAGUCAUAAUGGGAUUAAUUCCUCCAGAGAGAAUCGCCAAUAUGUCAGCAGAGGAAAUGGCUAGUGAUGAGAUGAGACAGCUGAGGGCUAAAUUCACCAAAGAAUCGAUUGAUGAUCACCAGAUGUCCAGACAAGAGGGCACAGUCACAGAUCUGUUCAAGUGUGGCAAGUGUGGCAAGAAGAACUGUACAUACAAUCAGCUACAAACAAGAAGUUCUGAUGAACCUAUGACAACGUUUGUGUUCUGCAUGGAGUGUGGUAACAGAUGGAAGUUUUGUUAAAACAAGAAUACAGUUGUCGUUUGUGGAAAAGAGAAGAGCCAGAUUAAAAUAGAAAGGGGGGGGGGGAACAGACAAUAAAAGAUGUGGAGUGACAAGCUUUAACUGUUUAUCAUGGGUUUGUGAUUCAGCAAUCUCCGGCAAAGUGAAAGUUGAUUAUGUCAGAACUGACUUGUCAUCAAGAUCAUCUGUAAAUAAACAUACUCACCAUUUUGUACCAAUUUCAAUCUUCAUGGAAAUUCAUUUCAUAUUACAUGUACCAUGUCUUAAGAAUUUCAUUUAAACAUUGGACUUGGUGGAAUUCACAUUGUGUGUUAUCCAAUUAAACUUUAAUUGUGUUGUAAAUUAUCCAUCGUGAGAAGUUUUGGGUUUUUAUUGUAACUUUGUGUGGAUUUUUUUUUCAUUAUGGCUACCAGAUUGAAAGGAAAUAAUUUGGAUUUAGUUUUUCUGUUAACUGGACUUCAGCUUUUAGCCAGCUGCAGAUUGAAGAACCAGUAUUUAAAAUUGAUAUUGUUGAUAAGGGCUUUUCAAUUUUAAAGACUUUAAUGUACCGUUAUACAGGUUUGUUUUAAAACUUGUUAUCUAUUAAAAAACACAAAUCCUGAUGGUUUGUAUUUCCAACUUUAAUAUGACUUUGACAUUUAACUUUGAUAUGUGAAUUUUUACUUUAUUAUAGAAAAUGUAAACCAUAACAUCCCAGUAGUUUCCGACAUGUUUAUAAUUUUCGUAAUGGAAAAAAGAUGUGUAUUACUGUUGAAAUUUUUGUGCUUCUUUGGUUGGUCCUUGUACAGUAUUUUUACUUUAUUAUCCCUAAUUUAAUAUUUAUUAGGAACUGUUAGGUGAAGCAUUUUUGGGUUUUAUUGAUAUAUGUUCAUGCACUUUUUCCUUUCUGAUUUAUGUACGUGUUUGUAGUGUAAUACCAAGCUAACCGAAAUUUGAAUUUCACAAUCAGUUUCUUUUUUAAAAAGUGUUGGCAAAUAUCUCCCUUUUUUUUGUUAAGAUUUAUCCUGUUGAUGCAAAUGAGAGAAUAUUUAAGUAAAUAAAGUUACAUUACAACUUGUUACCAAUAAAGGCGUGUCCAUUUGAGAAUCAACAAAA